This is a messenger RNA of Dromiciops gliroides (monito del monte), 2834 nucleotides long. It is a transcript of the gene PUDP, whose product is annotated as pseudouridine 5'-phosphatase. The transcript is spliced from 4 exons. The record is from RefSeq and is a predicted model, not a curated record. NCBI's taxonomy places the organism in Eukaryota, Metazoa, Chordata, Mammalia, Microbiotheria, Microbiotheriidae. Gene Ontology annotation, molecular function: phosphatase activity.
CCGGUCCUCUAACUCGCUCGCCCGCGCCCCUCCCCCCUCUUGUCAACCCCACCCUUCCCCCUCCACCCCUAGAUGCAGAGGUGGGAGGCGGUGGGGGCGGGGAGGCGGCAAGGGCUUCCCAGGGCGCCUGCGCGUGCAGGGAACCUCUCGGGCCACCGACUGUUUCUCGAGCCCAACCCCCACCUUGUGGCCUCCCUCCCCCACCCUCUCCUCCCUCCAAGCCCCCCGCGGCAAACUCAAGCUCCCAGCUUCUCCGGGCCUAGCGACCAACCGACGCCCAAGGUACCAUGACCUCGCGGGCUCCCGGCCAGGCUACUGCGCCUCAGCUGCGGCCAGUCACCCACCUGCUCUUUGACAUGGACGGCCUCCUUCUGGAUACUGAACGACUUUAUUCAGUGAUAUUCCAGGAAAUCUGUGACCGCUUUGGAAAGAAAUAUACAUGGAUGUGAAAAGCCAUGGUUAUGGGUAAAACAGCAUUGGAUGCAGCACAAAUUAUUGUAGAAGUCUUGGAUCUUCCCUUAACCAAAGAGGAACUGGUGACAGAAAGCAAAAAGAAGCAAGAGCAAAUAUUUCCAACAACUGUAUUUAUGCCAGGUGUUGAGAAGCUAAUCAAGCAUCUACAUAGACACAAUAUACCCAUUGCUGUUGCUACCAGUUCAGCUGGAUCUUCAUUUGAAUUGAAAACAAAAAGACACAAAGAAUUCUUUAGCUUGUUUAAUCAUCUUGUUCUGGGUGAUGAUCCUGAGGUGAAAAGUGGCAAACCGGAGCCUGAUUUAUUUCUAACUUGUGCAAAGAGAUUUUCCCCUUCUCCUCCAGCAGAAAAGUGCCUUGUGUUUGAAGAUGCUCCAAAUGGUGUUGAAGCAGCACUUGCAGCUGGGAUGCAGGUGGUUAUGGUUCCAGAUGAACAAUUAAACCCAGAGCUUACAAGAAAGGCAACUUUUGUGCUGAAAUCACUGGAGGACUUUAAGCCAGAAUUGUUUGGUUUGCCACCAUAUGAUUGACAGAUAUUCUUAUGAAGGUCUGUUUUGUGGCAUUACUACCCUAUUUGUUAUCUUGGAUUUUUUUCCAUUUUAAUGAAGAACUGGUCAAGAAAAUCAUCAUAUAAUCAAAAAAUAUUUGUUAGCUAAUAAUAUAGACAUUCUUUCUACCAUAUCAUGUACUGUAAUUUCCAAGUAAUUCAAUGAAUUCAUUCUGCUUUGACUGUCUCUUUAUUUGAGGACGAAUAAACAAUGAAAAUGGCCAAGAUGAAUCAAAGGGCAAAUCAUAAUUAACAUCCAAAUAAUCAGUAGUUGAUUAUACUAAAUUGAAAAAUACCCAGCUAUCUGUGAUUUAUGUUUCUUUACCAAAGUGGGAUCAUGUUUAUGCUCAGAAUAAAAUUAAUAAAGAUGGAUUUAUUUUAAUGCCAAAUUGCUAUUUCAAAAAAAUAAAACUUUAAAAAGUACUAUUUGCAUCUUGAUAAUUUAAUCCUAUACCUGAAGCUAUAGUCUUGCCUACUUUACUAUUUUCUACUUUGAUAGUGUGAACAUGUUUAAUUGAUAGUGUAAAAUUUAGAAUCAUGAAGACCUGGCUUCCCACCCUAGGCCCUUCAUAGUUCUGUAACCCUAGGUAAGUCAUUUAAGCUAGGUCUUAGGCUGCCCACUAGGACUUAUUUACUAAAUCAGUAACUUAAUGGAAGGUAUUCUCCAUGCUGAUGAAAUCAUAGUUCAUUGCUCAGGGUUGUGCUGCUAAAUAUUCAACAACAGGCUCUCUGGAACUACAUGACACACUUUUAAGUUUAAUCUACAUUUGUAAAAUUUUAUCUAUCGCUUUCUUAAGUUUAAACAAUUAACAAAACAAUAGCAUUCAUUUUUAGCAUUUGCCAAUUUCUAAGGUAAAUGUUCUCACUAAAAAUUUAAUUAUUGGCUCUCAAGUUAUUGGAGCUGGCUUAUCCCCUGGGUAAUCCUUCCCAUAUUUGCAUGAUUGUUUUCAGCGUAUAAAACUGGUCAUCUUUCAGGCCAUCUUAAUGAUCUUAAUGUGCUUCAUUUUUAGAGAUAUCUUUUUCAUAGGUCACUCUGACACAGAUCAUAUGAUGUAGCACAAAGAAUGAUUAUAACUUCACAGAUUUUAGAAGAGAACCCAUCGGGCAGCUAGGUGGCACAGUGGAUAGAGCACCAGCCCUGGAGUCAGGAGUACCUGGGUUCAAAUAUGGCCUCAGACACAACACUUACUAACUGUGUGACCCUGGGCAAGUCACUUAACCCCAAUUGCCUCCCUUAAAAAAAAAAGAAAAAGAAGAGAACCUAUGUUUCUCAAUGAGUAUUGUUCCUUUUUUAAAUUUUCUGAGUGAUGGAAAACAUUAAAAUAAAUAUGUAUCUUCUUCAGUUAAGUAUUUUGACAGGGAUAAACAUUCACAUCAAAAGAUAAGAUGUUAUCUUUUCUAAAAAUAGAUAGAUGUCAUGUUUGCUAAGAAACUAAUAACAUAUGGUCAUGUUUGCUAAGAAAUUAAUAACAUAUGGACAUUACUUCCAUGAGUAACUAGAAAAUAAGAAUGAUAUUUCUAGCAAUAAAUAACCACAGUUGGACCCAAGGGACUAGGGUAAUGUACUCUGUCCCUCGCUUUUUCUUCUAAGGAUAUCCUAUCUUCUCUGGACCCAAGCAUAUAGUCCAGAUAGGAUUCCAUCUUGAGGAGGUCUAACCACUUAAAAGAAGGGUCAGUUGAACUCUUUUUUUUUUCUCUCAUUCUUUGGCUCAUUGUUUUCAGGGCACCAGACCUCUCCUGAAGGUGAGGUUUCCCCUCACACACUCUUUACUAUGAGAAGAGAUUAACUCUCUUUUAAAGAUACAUCAUUUGAUGA